CUUUUGACGUAAAGCAUAUAAUUUACUGCAAUCAUCACUUUAAAUUAUGUAUGAACAAAAAAACUCGAAUAAUGAAACCUUUAAAUUCUGUUUACUAUAAAACUUCUCUCAAGAACGAAAAUUGUAUGCAAUACUGUUUGACUUUGAGUUUGCUGCUAAAAGAAGAUGACACUCGAGAAAAUCAGAAAGUUGACGUAGAGAAAGAACAACGGGGACAAUGAAGAAUGUGCUACUAAACACGAAAUCAAUUUAAAAGAGAUGUUUCGCCACAUGAAAACAAACAAAGAUUUCGCUCCAUCUCGAUCGAUGCCUGCUUGCUUGAGAAAAGUGGAUUUACAAACCGGAUUCUUGAAAAAAUUGAAAUGGAGGUUCAAAUGGAAAAUAAGAAGAAAGAGUUAAAAGAAAUACGUGAACAAAAGAAAAAAUUACUUGAACUCCAAGAUAAAACGGAAUCAAACUACAGGAUGACUUCUAAUUUAGAAACACAGCUGGAAAAUACUACUAAAAGAUUAGAUAUAGCCAAUAAAGAACGAGAUAAAUUUGAAAAGGAAUUAGUUAAUACAAAAUCAGAAUUAGCUGGAGUUAAACGGACUCUUGACUUAGAGCGUCAAGAAAGGAGAGAAUUAGAGACCAAAGCUUUGAAUCUAAUCAAAAGUGCAAAAAAAAAGUGGGAAAAUGCAGAGAAAGAUAAAAUUAAUCAACUGAAUAAACAUAUUGAAAGUCAAACUGUACGAAUCACAGAACUGUGCACGAGCAACAAUGAGAUGAGUUCCAGGUUACAGAGAAUAGAGACAGAACUUGAAACUGCAAAUGCAGAACUUCAUAAAUUGAGAGUCUUUGAAGUACAAUAUAAAGAAUCACUGAAUAAAAUGCGUGAAAUAAAUAGACAGAGUGCUGUAGGUGUAGAAAAUAAACUGGAACAAAUAUCAACAAGAGCUCAUAAUCAAAUAGCUGAGCUUAGAACUAAAUUAGAAUUAGAAACAUCAAAGAACAUAGAUUUAGAAGGAAAAUUAAGAAAUGAACAGGACUCUAGCCUUUGUCGACAAUCCAGGUUGAAUGUAGCUUUAGAGUUAGCUCAGAACGAACUGAAGGACUGUCAUGAACAGUUGAGGAGCUUAAAAGCCACUAUUCCUGCAAGAGAUGCUGAAAUCGAAACACUCAAACACCAACUUCAGGAGAAGUCCAAGCAGUUGGAAAAUGCCAGUAAUAUGGAACAACUGGUUGUUACUUUACAAGAGCAACUUGAUAAGUUGAAAAUAGAAAAUGAUCAAUUAAAACAGCAUCUAGAGUCCACAAAAUCCGAUUUACAUGAGACUAUGAUCAAUUUGGAAGUAAAUGAAGCAUUAGCUGCUAAUUUGGAAAGAGCAAAUCAAGACAAAGAUGUUUUGGAAAAAAGAUUGAAAUCGACUCUCCAAAAAGAAGAGGAACAGGGUCGCAAGGUUGGUAACCUGGAGGAGUUGGUUCGUCGUUUCGAGAAGAGCGUGAUGAAGCUCGAAGCAGAGAACGCUAGUUUGAAAACAAGCCAUCAACAACAGUCGCGUGCAUCAUUGAAUCGCCGUUCAGGUACUUCAAUCGAGGACACCGUGAGAAUGUCAAGUCUUGAGCAACAAAUUGAAAGUCUUGAAUCGCAACUCAAGACUAUUCGCGAAAAUGCAGAAGCUGAUCGUCAAGCAGCUAAGCAAGCUCAAUUAAAUCUUUGGAAAAAAGAGAAGGAAUUGUCGGAUGCAAAUCUUGAUAAGAGGAUAGCAACGAGAGAAGCCAAAACUGCCGAAGAAAAGGUAAAGAAAUUACAAGAGGAGAAACAAAAGCUGAUGGAAAGACUAAAUAGUAAAAUCAAAGACGAGGAGGAUAAGAUGAAAAAAAUGGUAAAGGAGCUCGAAGAAAUUAAGAAAUCAUUGAGUGAGGCUACUAAAGAUGCUACUAGAAACAAAUUACAGGCCGACUCGGCUCAAAAGGCGUUAACGCAAGCUAACAAACAGAUUGAAGAGCUACAGAGUUCGAGUGCGGCAUUACGUCGCGAAUUUGAUUCCACUCGUAAGCAGCUGCGAAACAGCCAAGAUCGCGUGGACUCAAUAAACGUAGAAAAAGAACGCUUGUCGCUACAAGUAUCCAAGCUAAAGGAAGAGAAUCGCGAAUUGGAAUCAAAACUUGAGAAGUUACAACGUGAAGAAAAUAGUUAUCAAGUGAACAUUGAUCUCUUGAAGGAAACCUGUACAGUACUUGAGGAACAACUAAAUGAUUAUGAGAAGUUAACCAGCAAUCACGAGACACGUGAGAAUACACUUAUUCAAGAAAAGAUGAAGUUGCAGAAGGAUCUCGAAGUUGUUGAAGGCAAAUUGCGUGAAGCUAACGCUUCGUUGGCCGAAGAAAAAGCUACGCGACUUUUUGCUGAAAGAGCUAUUGAGAGGCUUGAGUCCGAGGCCAGUGAUGUCGAGGAAGAGAGGAAUGGUCUUGUACAACAACGUGAUCAGUAUAAAAAGCUGACUCAGCAGCUUGGAAAACAGGUUGCGGAGUUGCAACAAAAUUGUGGAGGACUCGAGUGCGAGUUGUCGGAAACAAAAAGAAAUUUGGAGAUGUCGAAGGCAGAAGCAAGAAUUGUUAAGGAGGAAUGCACGCAGCAUCUUACGCGAUUACAUGAGAUGAAAGAGAUGAAUGAGCACCUUAGUGCUGAACUUCAGAGUACGGUUGAUCAAGGACAAGAGUGGAGGUCGAGAGUUAUCGAAUUAGAGGAAGUAUUAGAAGAAAUGCGUCAAUUCUAUCAAGAGCGAGAAAUGAAGGCAGGUAGCACUUGUCAGCAGCAGACUAAAUUGAUCGACUUUCUGCAGAUGAAAUUAGAAGAAGUUUCUACGAGUAAGAAAAAGAAGACUGUUUGCGAUAAGAUCUUCGGCUCUAAGCAGAAGGAAAAUAUACCACCUAUCAAUUCCAAUGCAAUGCCAGUUGGUUAUCGUGAAUUGGAAAACCAAUUAGAAUGCGAGCGAGCUAAAGUCAAAACCUUGACCGAGCAACUUCUGGCAAUCAAAGCAACUCGUGCAACUAGUCCACGUCCGAUUUCAAAUCCAGCUUCUCCAGAAAAAUAUCCGGUUAAUGCCGAGACUUUAGUAUCAACUCAAAGAAUGCGUCACAACAUACCUCACCGUUUCAACGUAAGUCUACCGAUGAGAGCAGGUAAAUGCGCUGCUUGUCUCGAGUCUAUACAAUUUGGAAAAAAAGCUGCCAUAUGCGCCGAAUGCCAAAUUAUGGCACAUCUCAAGUGCUCGGUUUCGGUACCAGCAAAUUGUGGAUUACCCGGUGGAUUCGCUCGACACUUGCACAAGGAGUCUAGUACUGAUAGCCUGUCAAGUUUUGGUGGCAGUGUGCAGACUCUUGCAAUUGACGAGCCAGAUCAUAUUCCUGAAAGGGAUACGGAUUGUACACGCAAACCAACAAACGGUGAGAUUUUGAUGGAAAGCUGGGUAAAACUACCUGGUCGAGCGAAAGCAUCGUGGGAUCGUAAAUACCUGCGUCUCGAGGGUUCCUGUUUGUGUACUUAUGAACACCAACCAAGUCCCGGAAUGUCAUCGAUAUCUCAGCUCGAUCUCACCGAGAAAGAUGGCUUUAUCAUCUGUGAAAACGUGACCCAACCAGAAGUACCAAGCACAGCUAAAAGUGAUAUGCCUUUCAUAUUCAGAAUAGAGUCUAAAUCACCAACUACCUGUUGGCCAAGCUCAAGACUUGAUAUUAUGGCACUUAGUCAGAUCGACAAAAAGGAUUGGCUGAAAGCUCUUAAGACAUAUUCCAAUCUAUCAACUAAGAUUGAAAAAUUUCAAACUAUUAUGAAGCUUGAAAAGAAUCAGCUGGACAUUAAUACAGUAGUCGAGCUUGAAGAUGAAAAUAUACUCUUGUUUGGUGCUGAGGAAGGAUUAUUUUCAUUUAGAGUUGGUCGAUCACGGUGUCUAACCAUUAUUCGUGGUGUAAAAAAAGUUUACCAACUUACAUUACAUUCUCAACUUGGCAUCGCACUCAUGAUCGCUGGCGAAGAUCAUGAACUAGUCUUAUGUGAUCUGCGACAAUUAAAAAAUAAUGCUUUAGCCGCUGAAUGCUCAAGACCAGCCAUCAAUACUAGAUCUGUACUGACUGGUUCUGAGAGCUGUCAUCUCUAUCAGAUCCAAGGAGAACUUCUUUGUGCUGCUACUGUUAGUCAAAUCAUAUUACUUAGAUGGGUCGUGACCGAAGAUAAUGGUGAAUUUAUCAGUGUUAGAGAAUUUGAAACGCAAGAGCCUUGUGGUUGUGCUCUAUUUACGGAAAAUCGUUUGAUUGUGGGAUGUCACAAAUUCUUCAAAAUCGACGUCAACAAUUAUUCAAUUGAUGAUUUUCCAGAAGAUGAUAAUCUAUUAAAAACAACUUUGAAUGGUGUGGCAAAACUUGGUAUUUUCCCAGUACAUGUACUUAAUGUCUCAAACAAUUCACAUAAAUUGGAAUUUUUACUGUGUUAUAACGAGUUUGGCGUAUUCGUCAAUGAAAGUGGUAAAAGAACUCGUGGCGUUGAUCCCAGUUGGAGUCAUUUGCCGUUCGCUUUCGCUUACUGCAAGCCUUAUAUUUUCAUUGUACACUUCUCGUCAGUUGAAAUUAUAAAACUUGACGCUAACUCAUACAAAUCGAUCUCAGUGAAUCCAGAAAGGCGUCUCAUAGAAUUGAGUAAUCCUAGAUAUUUAGGAUUAGCAGCAACUCGAGGAAUAUAUGUGUCGGCGACAAAUUCAAUUUUAGAAGUAUUAAAAAUUGAAGGAUUUUCGACUUUACAAAAUUUCAGCGAUAGCCUCACUAGUCUUAACACAUUAGUUGAGAAUGACGACACAACAUCAGAAUUCAGCUUUACUUCUAGCCUGAUGGAAGUUCUAGAUGGGAAGAAAGUGCACUUUGCCAGCAAUUCAUGAAAUUGUUAAUAAUUGUCGUAUAAGUGCCUAUUGAUAUAUAAGAUAAUAUAUAUCUAUUGGAUGAUUUUAUUAGGAUAGUGUAGAUUAUGGCCUUCUCUUGUCAAAUUAAUUACUUAGGACCAAUUGAAUUUUGUUAAAAUGACUUGAAUAGAUAGAGUAUUGAUUUAGUCUAU
This is a messenger RNA of Phymastichus coffea, 5083 nucleotides long. RefSeq names its product citron rho-interacting kinase-like. Gene Ontology annotation, biological process: actomyosin structure organization; peptidyl-threonine phosphorylation. The transcript is spliced from 18 exons. Gene Ontology annotation, molecular function: protein serine/threonine kinase activity. The record is from RefSeq and is a predicted model, not a curated record. NCBI's taxonomy places the organism in Eukaryota, Metazoa, Arthropoda, Insecta, Hymenoptera, Eulophidae. Gene Ontology annotation, cellular component: cytoplasm; cytoskeleton. The coding region runs from base 363 to 4910 and encodes 1515 amino acids.